Molecule: messenger RNA, 2583 nt
Organism: Hydractinia symbiolongicarpus
Lineage: Eukaryota; Metazoa; Cnidaria; Hydrozoa; Anthoathecata; Hydractiniidae
Exons: 7
Coding region: 1-2583 (860 amino acids)
Source: RefSeq, a predicted model, not a curated record
AUGUUUACAAGCAGCGGAGAUCUUACGAGACAUAAGAAGAUAUGUGGAGGAAGAAAGCCGACUAUCAUCUGCAAAGGCGAGAAGGUCAAGCGCAUGCCUAGCAAGUCAGAGAAGGUCUUUUACGGUGAGGGCUUCAGCUAUGACGCUUGUGAAUGGCUCGAGCACAUGUCGAGGGAAACUGGAAGGCACAUUCAUCACGCACUCUGUGGGCAUGGAGGAGAACGAGUCAUACGCUACGGGGAGAAAGAAAAUGAGGUCUACAAGCGGCAAACAUCCGAUCUAACAUACAUCUCGGAGCAUGUGCCGGUCAGCGUCGCUAUUCACGAUAGUCUGAACGGAGAUCCAACGUUCCUGGAGCAUGAUGAUCCCAAGAUCUUGGUUGAACGAUUUGUGGAGCAGCUCGAAAAGAGACACGCCCUCAUCGUGAAAGACGUGGAGAGAAUGUAUCCAAGACCCGAUGAUUUUGACAUGCUUCCAGACAAGACUCAGAAGGCAUGGAACGAGUGGGUAAACCAGGUGGUCGUGAUAGGUUUCAACAGUGGAAAGUAUGACCUGAACAUGAUCAAGCGGUACUUUGUCGAUCAAAUUGCCAAAGACGAUACUCCUGGCAUGAGCUACGACCUAUGGUGCAAGUCUCUGGAUUGCAAGCUCGAAAAGCUGGUGUUCCCAUACGAGUGGCUGACGAGCUAUGACAAGCUAAACCACGUCGGCCCCGUGGAGCACAAGAACUUCUAUAGCAGUCUUACUGGGAAAAACACCCUCUCUCUUGAUGAGUACGAAACAUUCCGUGCAGAGUUUUACAAGCGAGGCUGCGUCACCAUGAUGGACUGGUUGCGUGAGUACAAUUUAGCCGACGUGGAACCUUUCAUCGAAGCCGUGGACAAGACAAGGCGGCAGUACUACGACGACGAGAUAGACAUCUUGAAAGGCGCAGUAAGCAUUCCAGGUGUGUCGAUGCGCUACGUCUUGAACAAGUCUCUACGACUGAAUCCAAAGCUAGAGCUAUACGCUCCAGGAGAGCCUUGUAAGCAUAAGUGUAAUGAAGACUGCUUCAACAGCAACGCGGAACAUAGUUCCAAGAAGUGCAAGGCGUGCAAAAAGGUGGAAAAGGCUUGCACUGAGUGCACGAAGAAUGAGGCCUACGAGCUCUUGCAGACGGGCAUGGUGGGAGGGCCUGCCAUCAUGUUCUGUAGGUACCACGAGAGAGACGUGACGGGUAUCAGAUCCCAUAUCUACCAGGAGCCACGGAAGUGCAAAACUGUUUUGGGGCUUGACGCGAACAUGCUGUUCCCGAGUACGUUGAUGCAAGACUUUCCUUGUGGGAAGGAGAAGCUGAUCAAGAUCAACCCACCCACAGCUGAGCACAACAUCAGACUGUUGACAGAAGGGGUGCAGAGCGGCAGCUUAUUCGGUUUUGCGCAGGUCGACAUCGAGGUCCCUCUGGAACUGUAUGACAAAUUCAGCGAGAUGGCUCCGCUAUUUGUGGUCAAGGAGAUACCCGACGAUCAAAUCCCUGAGCACAUGCACGAGUACCUAAAAGCAACAGGGCGCAAACGUAUUUCAGGCACACGUAAGCUCCUAGGGUUGAUGAAAGCUGAAAAGAUCUUGUUGUACACUCCGGUGCUAAAGUGGUACCUCGACCAUGGCCUGAAGGUGACAACGUUUCACCAGUUCAUCAAGUACAAACGAGGUAAACCGUUUGCGUGGUUUCCGGAAGAAAUUGCGGAUGCACGACGACAAGCCGAUAAGGAUCCUGACAAGCGUAUUGCUGGAGAUACGGCAAAGCUGAAAGGGAACUCAUUCUAUGGGAAAAUGAUCGAGGACCUAGCGAGACACGCGAACACCAUCUUUACGAGAGAUGAAAAGAAGGUGGAUGCAGCGAUGAGAUCGCCAUACCUUGAAGAUCUUGAAGAGAUAGGUGCUGCUUACGAGAUCCGAGAAGGGAAGAAAAAGGUGCAUAUCGACAGAGCAUACCAGUGCGGCAUUGCAGUGUACCAGCUGGCCAAAUUGCGCAUGCUUGAGUUCUAUUAUGACUUCAUCGACAAUGCCUAUUUUGCCAUCUCUGGAGAAGAGUUGCGAGAUGUUGUUCGCCCUGAACUGCUUGACGAGUACGACAAAGACGUGAAAAACUGGCUCGUCACUGAUAAAUACUCGAGUCGAACAGGAAGUCUGUUUAAGCUUGAGUUUAUGGGGUUUAGGAUGAUUGCCACGACAGCCAAGUGCUAUUUCGUCGAAGGGAAAGAGGGCACAAAAUUCUCCUGUAAGGGCAUGUCGAAGAAGCAUAACGCUAUGACAUGGGAGAGGUAUAAGAACGCGUUGAAUGGCUCUAUUGACACUGCGAAAAACGUAGGUUUCCGGCUUCGAGUCACUCCUCUUCAGUAUAAAGCGGUAGUACUCAAGAGUAUAAAGAGCAAGUACGCUAAGCCUGCAAAGCAGGACAGCACUGAAAAACACCUUGGAUAUGGUGAACCAAAGGUUCUGAGUGGUAUACUCACAGAAUCAAAAACCCUCUGGGUUCAAACAACAACAACAAAAACAACAACAAAAACCCCAGAGGGUUCCCUUGCGAGGGUUUUGUUUUGA